This is a messenger RNA of Guyanagaster necrorhizus, 2336 nucleotides long. RefSeq names its product phosphatases II. NCBI's taxonomy places the organism in Eukaryota, Fungi, Basidiomycota, Agaricomycetes, Agaricales, Physalacriaceae. The transcript has 2 exons. Gene Ontology annotation, cellular component: cytoplasm. The record is from RefSeq and is a predicted model, not a curated record. Gene Ontology annotation, molecular function: MAP kinase tyrosine phosphatase activity; protein tyrosine/threonine phosphatase activity; MAP kinase tyrosine/serine/threonine phosphatase activity. Gene Ontology annotation, biological process: peptidyl-tyrosine dephosphorylation; negative regulation of MAPK cascade. Bases 147 to 2030 code for a protein of 627 amino acids.
CAGCCUGCGGACGCAAGGCCCGCCGCCUUUCUUUCUUUUGAUUCUCUCUUCAAGAGCUUGCUAGCAUCUGCUGGCUGCUUAUUUCCUGUUCUCCUGCUUUUUUCACCACGCUGGGCGUGCAAUUUCAGGCAGCAACGACCGACGCAAUGGCCGCAAGUGCGCCUCGCAAAAGAGGCCCGCCUCCUGGCCUACGCAUCGAAACCCCGAUAUUCCCGCUCAUCGACACAGAUUCGGACAAUGGCGGCCGACCACGCUCCCUCAGAAACAUGAAGAAGCUCUCCCUCACUCUCCCCGACGCCCAGUCAUCCUCCGACAACAUUACUGCCGCCACCGCCGCCUUUCCGCCUCGCCCUCGACGUCCGUCUGUCAUCUCUCUCCCUGCCCCGACGCCUGCCGCCCUCCUCGCGCGCAGCGAAGAACACGAUCCCGACGUUCCUUACGCCGAUGGGCCCCUCCAAAUCAUGCCUGGCAUCUGGCUAGGCUCUGAGGACAACGCCCGUGACUGGCCUCAGCUCAGAGAUCGCGGUAUCAAGGCCGUCCUCAACGUCGCCAAGGAAGUCGCCUCACCUUUCGACACCUCCAAGCCCCUUCGCUCGUUUGCCUCGGCUCCCAACCUCAAGGGUUCUCAACUAGAGCUCACAGAUACAUUCUACCCCGCACACCACGCCUCUGGACGACCUGCCAUGCAUUAUCUCAAACUCAUGUGGUCUCAUGGCCAGCAGGAUCUUGUGGCUUCUGGGUUCCCAGCUGCAAUGGCAUUCACCGACGCUGCCCUCGAGCGAGGUGAUGGCGUCCUCAUCCACUGCCAGUGUGGUAUUUCUCGCUCAGCUACCAUGGUAAUUGCCCUCGUCAUGCGUGCGGCCGCCGAGCGCUCUUCCAACGUCCCACCGGACAUAUGGGCUCUCAAGGGUAUGCAGCCCGCAUAUGAUUUCGUAAAACAGAAAAGCAAAUGGAUAGGCCCCAAUAUGUCGUUAAUAUACCAGCUAUUGGACUAUGAACGCAAACUGACCAGCUCUCCUUCCAAUUCGGAACGCUCCUCGAUCGUUGAUGAGGAAGAGGAAUGGGGUAGGAAGAGACGGUUGCUUGAUGAGACACCAUCAGAACCGGAGGAUGAAGAAAACACGUUUGUCAUGCGGGAGGCCAAGGCGCUUGACAAGGCUAUGGAAGACCGCAUUGUCGCACGGAAAUCGUCAGCCUCGUCGACGUCCUCUAUGGGAUCGUCGACCUCUGGUGUUGGCAUGGGCGCCGCAUGGAGAAGUCGCUAUGGUGCUCGCAAACGCACUGGAUCAGUAGCGAGCAGUAUCUUUAGCGAAGAGUUGGUAGAGGAAGACGAGGAGCGCAGUCUGCUGGGUAUCGGUGGUGGGUUUGACGAGACAAGCAGCUUUGAGCGCGACACGUCGUCGUCGUCGACCAACUCGCCAGACGAUGUAGACUAUAGACGGAGUUCGACGCGACCGCCUCCGUCUGCCCCGAUAUGGAAAACGUCUUUUAGUUUUGUACCGCCACCGUCGGCAACGCGGGCGACGUUUGAUAUGCACGGGACACCGAAGGCUAAGCGGCGACCAGUGCCGCUCCUGCCGCCGGUUCCGCCGUCGCCGACCAAUGUUCUGGUCAACAAUUCUCCUCCAAAGCCGCCCAAGCACCACCCUUCACCUUCAUCGUCGCCCUCGCCUCGCCCUCAUAAACUGUCUCUGCGGAUGCGCACCGAGUCGCGUAAACCGGCCCCCCCGCCUCUUCAUCUGCGACAUUCUGUUUUGAACCAGGCGCGGCCACAGACAAGUCACGCAGCUACACCGAGCCAGACGCUGUUUGUGUUCCCGCCGAGUCCGACGAUGGGACGGACGCCUGCGACGAUGACGCUUACGAGUGAAGGUGUGCCGUGGCCUGCGAUCACGCCUCGUGUGUCAACGUUCCGGUCGCAUGGACGGACGAGAAGUUUUAUUGGGAUUGCUGCGCCGCCUACACCGACGACGGCGUUUAGCAAGGUGGACGCAAGAGGGUAUGUCGGGUUGGAAAGCAGUAUGAUGUAGGCGUUAUGCGAUCUAUGCAUCUCUAUUUUUUAAAUUCUGUCAAUUUUUAUUUACACUUGCAUUUGAACUCUUCAGCGCACACAUCCAUUGACACUGUUUUCUUCCCUUUUUUUCAUGUUUUUUAUUUCAUGUAUCACCAGGGUUUGAUCUACGUUCAUUUUACGCCUAGUGACAGUCGCUUAGUCUUGUUUUUUUUCGAUGCACAUACAUUUUUUUUAUUCGACCUCUAUAUAUUAUAUAUUGUAGCACUACGGAAGAAUAAAAAAGAAGUGGUUGCAAUGUAUGCUACUUGAACAUCCUCCCGAC